Messenger RNA from Euleptes europaea (tarantolino), 1165 nucleotides. RefSeq names its product transmembrane BAX inhibitor motif containing 4 (gene TMBIM4). The transcript is spliced from 7 exons. The record is from RefSeq and is a predicted model, not a curated record. The coding region runs from base 1 to 720 and encodes 239 amino acids. Gene Ontology annotation, cellular component: membrane. NCBI's taxonomy places the organism in Eukaryota, Metazoa, Chordata, Lepidosauria, Squamata, Sphaerodactylidae. Gene Ontology annotation, biological process: negative regulation of apoptotic process.
AUGAUGGCUGCGGAGACUCAGGGCUACCCAAGGACGUCCAUUGAGGACGAUUUUAACUACGGCAGCAAUGUGGCCUCCGCCAGUGUGCACAUCCGCAUGGCUUUCUUGCGCAAAGUCUACAGCAUCCUUUCAGCUCAAGUUUUCUUGACUACAGUGACCGCUGCUGUUUUUCUGUACUCCACCACAAUUCGGACAUUUGUACAUGACAGCCCUGUUGUACUUCUGGUGUCCUUGCUUGGCUCUUUGGCUGUGAUUGUGGCAUUAACUAUAUACAGACAUCAGCAUCCAGUUAAUUUAUAUCUUCUCUUUGGAUUUACACUUUUGGAAGCACUGACUGUUGCUAUCACAGUGACUUUCUAUGAAGUAUCUGUUGUCCUGCAAGCCUUUAUUCUUACUACUGCUGUAUUUCUGGCUCUCACUGUAUACACCUUACAGUCCAAAAGGGAUUUCAGCAAAGCUGGAGCUGGGCUGUUUGCUUGCUUAUGGAUUCUUCUCCUCUCAGGCUUUCUAAGGCUCUUCUUCUACAGUGAAGUAGCAGAGCUGAUAUUUGCCGCUGCAGGAGCACUUCUGUUCUGUGGAUUUAUUAUCUAUGACACUCAUCUGCUAAUGCACAAACUGUCUCCAGAAGAAUAUAUACUGGCUGCAAUCAACCUCUAUUUGGAUAUCAUCAAUCUGUUUCUGCACCUGCUGCGUUUGCUAGAAGCAUUUAAUAAAAAGUAAUUGCAAGUUGUCCUUCAAAACUGAGAUUUGGCUAUGGCGUCUAAAGCGUUAACGUAAGGCAUAGAAAAUCUACGGUGUUCUUUGAGACUGAAGCUUGUUUUUACAUUCCAGGCCUAUUGAGUGUUUUCAGUACAAAGGAUGUGUUAGAACUGAUAGUUAUGAUUCUAUUCUGAGAUCAGUUAAUUACAUAUUGCAGUCAUCUUCGCUGUUUUGCAAAGGCUUCACUGCAUCUGUUUGCAUAUUCUUGAUUGAAAGACUUGUUCAUCAACCACCAAUUGUCAACAAGCAGUAUUAAAAUUCUAUUUUAUUUCUGCAGUAAUUGCCACAGAUGUGUCCUUUGAAAUUCACAAUUGUGACUGGAUGGAUGACAUAAAACUGAAUCUCCUUAAUUUUGCUGUUGCACACUGAAUAUUUAAAUAAGACAAAAUUGUACUGGUUUUGGUCA